ACUUCCAGGCUUUGUUCCCUGCGUCUGAACCCGCCUCCUGCUUCUGUCUCUUCAGUGAAUGUCGUGGAGGCUCUGCAGGAGUUCUGGCAGAUGAAGCAGUCGCGUGGUGCCGACCUGAAGAACGGAGCCCUCGUGGUGUAUGAAAUGGUCCCUUCCAACAGCCCCCCUUAUGUCUGCUACGUCACCUUGCCGGGGGGCAGCUGCUUUGGCAGUUUUCAGUUCUGUCCAACCAAAGCCGAAGCCAGGAGGAGUGCCGCGAAGAUUGCGCUAAUGAACUCUGUCUUUAACGAGCACCCGUCCCGGAGGAUCACAGACGAAUUCAUUGAGAAGAGCGUUUCGGAGGCCUUGGCGUCUUUCAACGGUAAUCGUGAAGAAGCCGAUAACCCAAACACCGGAAUCGGCGCUUUCCGUUUCAUGCUAGAAUCCAAUAAGGGGAAGUCCAUGCUGGAGUUUCAGGAGCUGAUGACUGUCUUCCAGCUGCUGCAUUGGAAUGGCAGCCUCAAAGCUAUGAGAGAGCGGCAGUGCUCACGGCAGGAGGUGCUAGCUCACUAUUCGCACCGGGCCUUGGAUGACGACAUAAGGAACCAGAUGGCCAUGGACUGGGUGAACAGGGAGCAAAGCACUCCAGGAGCCCUCUCCAGAGAGCUGGCCUCAACAGAGAGGGAGCUGGAUGAAGCCCGCCUGGCUGGGAAAGAGUUGCGUUUCCACAAGGAGAAGAAGGACAUCCUGAUGUUGGCAGCCGGGCAGCUGGGAAGCAUGCAUCCUUCCACCUGUUAGACUGUGCAUGUUGGCCGUUCCAUGGCCCUGGGCCUUUUAACAACUCUGCUGAUUAGCACAUGCAGCAGUUCUUCCUCCAGAAUCAUGGCCUGUUUUGCACAUUUUUUUUAAAAAGUUUUUGUUUUUUUUUAAGUUCCUGUACAGAUUUUUUUUAAAUCCGUUUUUAAUACUCUUUGAGUUUGUAUCUGCUAAAGAAUCCCUCCACCUUUUCAGUCUCAAAGCAUGUCUUUUUAAAGGCAGCCUUUCAGUAUUAACCCUACUCUAAAGACCUCUGUUCUACCUAGGUACUGUGUGGAUAAUGGUAUGAAUGGGAAAUGGACCAUUUUCCUUCAGCACAGCUGUACCCUGUUGGAUCUGAGUGUGUGUGAGGCAAGCCUGCCUUUCUUUCUGCUUUUGCAGCUGGAGGGGUUUUACCAAACCUCUUGCACCUUGAGAAGCACAGCAGCUAGAGAUGCCUUCUCCUCUGUAUGCAAGAAUACAUGCUGCAUUGGAGACUGUGCUAAAGCAAGUAUGGGGAAUUGCAGAGCUGGGAUUUUUGCUUAUAGCCUGUCCUGUCCAUCCAGAUUCCAAGCUUGGGUAGGGUGUCUGGGUCCAUUUCUGCCCUGGCAUUCUCUUUCCUAUAGAGUAGGCUCCAGAUGCCUGCCUCGCAGACAUUCAAAGCGAAUGAUUCACUUAAUACCAAAUGACAGGGCUCCUAUGUGGCUUUUUUUGAGGGACUGGGCUUGGCAAUAAGGAAUUAACCUUAGCCUUUUAAUUAAGUCUCUUCUAGAUGAAGAGGCCUCUAGCCUCCCUCCCUUUUCUCUGGGGUUUGACCUAGCUUGGAAGGAAGUGGGGUAGGAAAGAUGACCUUGGAGAUGCCAUUUUAAGCUCCGCCAGUAGGUGGUGGUGCAAAGUGUCUAAUAUGCUUGACUGCAACCAAGCAUCUUUGCAGUAUUGUAGUGUCCCCUGCCUAGCUGGGGGAAGCCCAAGUUCUGGGCUUGUCCUAUGUGUGUGUCUCUCUCUGGCAUCAAACUUUUGGCUCUGCAGUUCCAACCUGGCUUAAGGAUGCCUCCAAUCUGGAUGCUGGAUGUGAAACCCUUUUCCAGGAAGCCCUGAAAAGAAUUGCCAGAUUGAUAGAGCUGGCUAAGAGUGGAAAAUGGAGUGCAGAGCUGUUCAGGGCAUAUCCUCACUGGCCUUGUAUUUACCACCCAAUUAACCAUUAUGGAGUUUAACCUCUUGAACUAGAACAUGAGCGUCUCCAGCAAUAAAAGCUCUGAUCUGGAGCCGAACUUUAUGGCUUGGCUUUAACUAUACUUGGCUGCUCUUGGUCAGGGUAGAGAAGUCAGAACCCUGAUACAGACAGUGCUGCAUACAGCACUGGAUCCUGCCUAUAUUAUAAAAUUGAGGAAACUGCUAGCAUGGACAGUUUUGGGUUAGGCACUAAAAGAUUCAGUUAUAGCGUCAGUGUGGAAAGAGGUGACUUGCAAGGAGCUACAAAACCCCACUUUGGAACUUGUCCUGUUUUUAUAGCAUUGGUUGAACAGAACAUUUCUGAAAUCCAAAUCUAUAUAUGCACUUUUUAAUGAAAAGAGCUUUGCUCUUAGUAUCAGUAUUAGUUCCAACGCUGCAAUACAAGUAUCCUUGUAAACAGCAAAGCUCUUCCUGUAGCUCAAGCACAGAACAAAAAUUUCUGGCUACAGAAGAGCAGUGCACAAGGGGAAACCCAGACAAGACACUAACUCUAUUUCUAGCUCCUGUCUAGGGUCUGUGAAACAGGUUAUGAUAGUUUUGCAGCCAGCUAGACAAUCUAGGCUGCAGUCAGCUGUGUAAUCGCAGCUCUCAAACUCUGGGGUUAUCCUGUCUACUGAAGGAUAUAACCCCCAAAUCCAGGGAUAAUUCCUGGAUGCUUAUGGCAGAGAUGGAAAAACUGCAGCUUUGUGGAGAUAGGAGCAUGUUACUAUCAAUUCACAUCUGUAGAAAAUGGAAUCUAAGCACAACCGUAGGACUGUGGCUUACUGGCUUCCUCAGCUUUUGCUGAGGAAGGGGAAUUGGUUUGAGAACAUCUGAAUGACCCCGUAUUUCACAUCUGCCUCAGGUUUGCAGAUUACUGUUAUCAAACAGUUCCAGUCUGCUAAAUCCUCCCGUGUGCACAAAUGCCACUACAAUCCAAGCCAGGGAUUAAUUGCUGUGGUUACCAAAUGGGAACAUUUUGCUGCCUACUCCAGGACAUAAUAAGUAGUCAUUUCAGCUCAGACCACGGAGUGGACUGCUGAUUCUAGGAGGGGGAUGCAGUGACAGACGUUUCGGGGCUGAUGGGGCUCCAAGUCAUCAACUAGGUACAGUUAGCUGUAUACCAUUGUAAUGAUGUCAGAUAUGAAGCUUCAGAUCAGCAACGCAAGCUUUUGCUCGCUCGUCAGACUCAUGCUUUGCCACUGUGGGCAAAAACAUUUCCUAGAAAGUUCCAGGAGGCAAAUCAAUUGUCCUGUGUCCUGAAGCAUGUGAAAUGCGGUGCAGUGGAUCAGCUCGUAGCAUGAAAAUGCUGGUCUAGCAUUCCUGGCUUAUGAACCUUUUCCUUUACUCAGCACUUAGAGACAAGAGUCCUGCUUCGUAGCCAGCCAGAGGGAAAGGUCAGAGUAAGUCUAUCACCAGUACGGUACUGGCAUCCUUGAUUCCUAGCACAGUUGAGAUUAAGUGCCCAGCCCCUAGACAGUGCAAUCCAACAAAGGAGCCAAUGGCUGGUGCACAAGAUAAUCUUUCUUGCAAUAUAUUAAAGCCUUUUAAACAUAUGGUCCAGAGGAGAAGGUGGGACUGCCCUAUGGAUGCAGAGCUGAAGGUUUUAAGUGCUCUGACAUUUUGAGAUCUUUUUUUGGGUCUUCCCAAACUUAAUUGUCUAGUCCCUGAGCACACAUCUGAAGUCAGGACUUCAGGAUCCAACACUUUUGCUUGUUCCACAGAAUUCCUCUCCUCUCCUAAACAGCCCUUUUAUUAAGGACGUUUAGACUAAUAGCACAUGGAUAUUCAAGCAAUGGUUUUCUCUCUAAACUAAAAUCAAGGCAUUAUUCUUAGGCCUUCUAGUUUUAUAUCCCUGUCCUAACAAGCCUAUGUUUGGUUUUUAUAUAUUUUUUAUAUGCAGCCUUUUUACACAACAGUAUUAAAUAUCUAAUGCGUUUAUAAAUUUGAUUUGUAAAUGGCAUUUUUUUACAGGUUGGUUGAUGUUUGACCCUGUACUGGAUUUAAUAUGUUCUUCUAGCAAUAGUAUGGAGUCUAACUCUUUUAACUAGCACUUCUACUUGCUUAUCAUGUAAAAAUGAAGUGUGUGAAAGUGAUUUAUCUGAAUGCUCAUGUCAUUUUCACCUGAGAGAGCUUGCAGAACUGGCCCUAAAUAUAGAUUUCUAGAAACACUACAAGUUUCUAGUUUAUUUUGAAUGCCAUCAUGUAUUUCCCAUCUGAACUAUGGACCUAAGUGUUCUGCCUUCCUAUUCCACACCCAUGGUAGAAGGUGGUAAUGUCUGGCACUUGUUGACUCUCUCCUGGCACCCAGGAUCUCUCAGCUAGCCAGUCUGUAGGCUAACAGGCACAUGCAGUGUCCUUAUGAUAGCUCAGGGGUGGGCAAAACGCAGGCCGCAGGCGGCCCACCAGGCCAUUCUAUCCAGCCCAUGGGGCCCCUAAAAAUUUAGAAAAUUUAAUAUUUAUCUGCCCUGGGCUGCCUGUCAUGCAGCCCUCGAUGGCUUGCCAAAACUCAGUAAGCGGCCCUCCACCCAGAAUAAUUGCCUGCCCCUGUGAUAGCUACAUAAUCAAACCAUCCCGCUUUGAGAUCUGGGGGAGUGCCCAGCUAGCACAAAUGUAAGUCUUGUUUGCUAGCAACGUGGGGGCAGGGAGAAAUAGCACCAUUCGGAUAUUUGCAGUCCAUUUUCUGCUUCGCUUUUUGGCUAAAACUAGAAAGCUGAUGCCAUACGGAGCUGCGCAGGAUUAUAUUCUGAGUAGUAACCACUUCCUGGUGCCAUGUGAAAAUGAAGUCAUCUUUUGAAAUAAAUACACUCGAACAGUCAGUUUUCUGUGCCCAAAGGCCAAGUUGCGUUAAUGAGACAGCUCUGUGGUAGGAGCAGCAUAUAAAAAUGCAACAAACAGUAGCUUGUUUAUGGAGCAAUGCAUGUGCAUUCUCCUCUGUGCAGUGACUCUUCCUCGGGCAAGUAAGAUAUCAUUAGUUUUGUAUGGGCUACUGAACUCUCAUGGUAGUUGUGUGAGUAGGCUUUAAAUAGAGCCUCCUCAACAGCCUGUGACUCCCUCUUCUGAGACUCAAAUGCUAGUUCAGUCUUUGUUUAGCAAUGGCUUGAAUCAGACAGACUCUUAGCAUCUGCCUUUGCCAGCACUCCCAGCUGGGGGAAGAUAUCAGACCGCACUACAUGCCCUUUUUCUCCUCGCAAAAACAUGAUUCCCUGGGUAGGACCAGUUCAGCUUCAUUAUAAAUGAGCAUCUGACACUUUGUUCCUCUUGUUUUAAUUAAAACAGAUCUUGGAACCUCAUGAGUCUCAAGGGAUGGAUCAGCAGCCAGGAGAUCCCCACGGCUCCAGUGCUGUUAAUAGCCUAGCUCUCUCGGCAUCCAAAGUCCCUUCCAAUUUUCCCAGCAUAGAGUCCGAAUCAAAAACCAGAGCAAGAUAAAUUGCCUUUCACACACUGCCACCACAUCCUCCAUUGUAUGUCCAAGUUCAGUACAACACGUGCAUUUUGUAUGUAUAAUUUUUAUACAAUAAAACACUAGAUUUUUUGGGUA
Alligator sinensis (Chinese alligator) is the source of this 5527-nucleotide messenger RNA. RefSeq names its product limb and CNS expressed 1 like (gene LIX1L). The record is from RefSeq and is a predicted model, not a curated record. The annotation marks the transcript as partial. The transcript is spliced from 6 exons. Gene Ontology annotation, cellular component: cytoplasm. NCBI's taxonomy places the organism in Eukaryota, Metazoa, Chordata, Crocodylia, Alligatoridae. Gene Ontology annotation, biological process: autophagosome maturation.